AAUCAGUUGUGCGGUUAUCAAAUAUUACUUCAUUAAUUCGUGAUAAUUGCCAAUUGAAAAAUGAUAAAUGAGUAUUAAGAUUUUGGAUUUCUUUUUCUAAUUCCUUAGUCCUCAAGGUAUUAUACCUUGUCACAUUGAUAGUUAAUCCAAAAUCCAGAUACUCAGUUGAUCGUUAAUUUCUUGAGCAUUGAUCCUUUUGUGAUCACGUCAUCUUAAAAAAAUAGAUCCUUACGAAAGAUCAAAGAAUUUUUAAAUCAAAGUGGAAAUGUGAAAUCCUUGUACUUAAUAGUUUAUCUAUUAUUUAUUUUAUUUUUGUUCUAUAACAUUCAAUACAUUUUUAUUCGUUAAAAUAUUAAUUAGUUUUUUUUUUUAAGUCUAGAUUUAGAUUAGUUUUAUAAUUAUAACGAUAAUUUUUAAUGUAAAAUUAGUACUUGGUACAUAACGACUUGUUGUUAACAUGUCGAUUUUGAUUGACAAGAAAGGAAAAAAAAAUACCCGUAAGCCAGUAGAUAGCGAGCACAUACAACAUGCAGAGUUCAUUAAAAAAUGUCAUCUAAAAUUAAGAUUAAACUCUAUGAAAAUAGGUGCUGACGAAGCAUGGCAAAAUCACUGCUCUGAUGAUUCACUUUUAAAAAAUUAUUCAAAUACCAUGCACAAGCUUGCAUCACAGUUUUGGGAUACGAAUAAUAAAAAUGAACCGUCAAGUUGUAGAAUCUCAUGGAUAUCACAUAACAUAUUAAAAUAUUUUCAGGAAGAUUAUGUAAAUGAAAUAAUCCGUGAAAAAUCUUUAGCGCAACGAUUUAAUGUAUUUUGGAGUAUUGAUGAUUUAACCUCUAUGCCUGAAAAUCCUUUUUAUCUACUUGAUGUAGGAAGUUGUUAUAAUCCUUUUCAAAAGUAUUUAUCAUAUAAAGUGUUGCCUAUAGAUAUAGCACCAGCUAUCAAAAAUGUUGUUAAAUGUGAUUUUCUUACAGUACCUCUGGAUAUAAAGUUAAAUAUUUUUGAUAAUGUUUGUCAAACAUUACCACUGUCCAAUUUUGAUAUAGUUGUUUUUUCUUUAUUUCUUGAAUAUUUUCCAUUGCCAAAACAAAGAUAUAAAUGUUGUGAAAAAGCUUAUAGGGUUCUUAAACCAGGUGGUUUAUUAGUUAUUGCAACCCCUGAUUCUAGCCAUGCAUCAUAUAAUUCCAAAAUAAUGAAAAAUUGGAAAAUAUCCUUAAGUAAUUUAGGAUUUUGGCGUAUCAAAUAUGAAAAACUAACUCAUAUACAUUGUAUGGUGUUUAGAAAAUGUUUAUUUAAACAAAUUCCCAAAAAUUGGUUGCACUCUUUGAAUAUUUUAAAUAACAUUGAAGAUUUAAUAACUAUCCCACAAGACUCUAGAAAUUAUGAAAAAAUUAAUGAAACAUCAAAAACUAUAAUACAGCGUGAAGAUGAUGAUGAUGUUGCUAACUUAUUUUCUGAAUUAGUUAAUGUAUAAGUAAAGUAUUGUUAAAAACAAUUUUGAACUUUUAAAAAUUUUUUUUUUUUAAAUUAUAGUUAUAAGCUUAAUACUAUUAACCUGUAAUAAUGGGUUAUUAUUAUAUAUUUGUGUUUAAUUUGUUUUCUACUCUUUUAGAAAUAAAUUGGAAAAUUAAAUAUUUA
Molecule: messenger RNA, 1635 nt
Organism: Myzus persicae (green peach aphid)
Lineage: Eukaryota; Metazoa; Arthropoda; Insecta; Hemiptera; Aphididae
Gene: Samtor
Product: probable methyltransferase BMT2 homolog
Exons: 3
Coding region: 458-1471 (337 amino acids)
Biological process (GO): negative regulation of TORC1 signaling
Molecular function (GO): S-adenosylmethionine-dependent methyltransferase activity
Source: RefSeq, a predicted model, not a curated record